UAAGGCCUACAGAGUAGCGCCUUGCUGUUCAGGAAGUGGCCAGUCAUGUGCUUACAUAUGUUUGCUCACAUUAAUAUUGCUACGAGGUAUAUUACCAUAUGUAGGCCUUCCCUCCCUAGGUCAGACUUAGUUUUUUUAGUAUGUUAGCCUGGACUCAAGUCAAAAUGUAAUAAAAGGCAAUUUGUCAUGUUUGUAGAGUUAGGCUACUCGACUGUGUCCUCAAACUUACCCCUAGAAUGUGGUUCGUUGUGUGAUCUGCCAAGAGAGGUGGAGAGGAACUCCACAGUCCUGGGGGUUGGCACACUGUGAGUGUGAGCUUGGUUAGGCUGAGUAAUGAUGCCAUAAGCCUCAUCGCUAAUACUGCAUGGUGAUUUUGCACAAUGGUAGAACGGCAUGGUGGGAAGGAAAAGGGGACAAACACUUGAUGCCCCUGUACACAAACCUGCAUGUAUGAGAUUUGUCUGAAAAACUUAAGUGUUUUCUAAGUAAAUACUUUGCAUUUUCUUAGCUAACUUUCGCUUUCUAACAGUGAUAACAUUUUAAGGAAAAAUCGUUUAAAAAAUGUUCCGGUACCUUUUACAUGUGUAAACGUCCCACCCUUACCACAGCAUCAUUGAAAACUUUACACAUGACAAAUUGUAUUCAAUGCAAAUAGUUAACCGUUAGUUCUGGUGAUGAAUUCAUGGUAUUCCUAUGAGAUGACCGAGUAGUAGCAUGUUCUGAAUAUCAGAUUACAUCUUACAGGUAUCGUUUACAAGUGAACGCUAGAUUGCGUCAAUCAAAACGCCAAACCCCUAAAAGGGACAGUCCCUGUAAACCGAUUUAGAAUUGUUUUUGUUUAAAUGUUUCAACAUGUGAAGGUCGUACCCUGGUUUAUGGAACGUUUUCCACCCCUUUUUCCUUCCACAGUGCCUUUGCAACAAAUUGUUGUGCUAAAUCAUCCAUGCUGUAUUAGCUAUAGGACUUACAGGAAGGCAGCCCAUAUAGUUGGGUAGUGGCGUGAGAUUGGAUUUUUGGAUCGCAGGACUGUGAAGACAUCUUGGGUCCAAGACAAGUAAUACAGUGUCAGUUGAAGCCAGUCUGGUUCCUAGCCCUGACAUAGAAAAAAUCCUUUUUUUUCGUGUUUGCCUAAGACGUACAAAGAAAACGUGAAAUUCUCACCACUUUUGGCUGUUGAAGAAAAACAUAAUACUACUGCGAGAGAUGUCCUAACAUUUAAGUAAAAAGUGAUGAAAGCCUGGUGUCCCUUUCUGGUCUCCAAAUUGUCACUGUUUUAACAAAGUGCACCACGGCUAAAUUCUAACGUUGACAUGUCUUUGUUAUCAAAUGUGUAUUUUCAAGCAUUAGCAUUUUUUUAUUUGCAGGAGUGGUACCAUGGAGGUGUGAAAAAUACAUGUAGCUCCCUGGUGGUAGGUACAUGUAUGCACAUGUACUUCAUUAAAAUGGUCAUCAGAUGCAAACACCUGGAGGGGGGGGAGAGAUGAAAGAGGCAGCCAGCAUCUCUGGUGGUUUUCCGCCGGUCAUCUAGCCUCCGUAAAUCAUGGAUUCGUUGGGGGGGCACUGUGUUGAUGAACACAUCAUAUACAGUGUACAAUAUCAGUUGCAAUAAUGCACAAAAAUUGUACAUUAUUAUCACUACAAUAGCUUCUAACUUUUAGGACUAUCUCCAGGCACGAUUUAGCAAAAACUAUUGUUGCAAUAAAACAAUGUCUCCAGCGCCACAAUUUGUGGUCGCCGAGAGACAACUUACAAUUUCAUCUAAUUCAGCCAUCUUCCUCUUCGGACCUCCAAUCAUUCAAUUUCAAGUUGAAAUAUUGUCAUGAAGGUUUCACCAUAUUUUAUUUCAGUAAAGUUUGCAUUGAUUCAUCAUUCUCACAAAGAAUACUAUCUUCGCACUUUCAUUUGUUUGUGUUCACAGCUAUUUUCAUAUUCUAGGAUGGAUUCUGUAUUGACUAUUGGGCAUAUCAGUUGCCUUUAAGUGUCUGGAAUCUGCUCAAAACAAGCCUCCGUAGUGCGAUUUUUCUCAUGUAAAAAAGAGCAUUCUCCCUUCCUUUUUUCAUGAAUUUUGCAUUCGAAUAGUUGAAUACAAAAAAUAAUUAUUGAAUAUUUGAUAGUUGAUUGAAUAUUCGAUAACAAUGUCUAGCACCUAGACUAGUCAUUAGAGUCAUCACAUGAAGCCACAUGUAUCUCGGCAGUUUGCUAAUGUUUGCCACCAAAACUUUCUCGUAAUUUUAUUGGUAUGAAAUAGACAAAAAUAAUUGUGUUGAAGAUCACAAAAAAUUUGCUAAAAGAAUUCCACACAUGGAGUUUGUCAAGCAAAAAUGUUUUAACCCAGAAUUUAUGGAAGCAGGUUUUUCUUUGUUUUUCUAAUCUAUUAAAUAUCAGUGUUUUUCCUUAAAGGUAUCCGCUGUAAAACUAAAUAAGUAAUCAUGGACAUAGCAAUAUUAUUUGCAGUACAACAAAUUUUGUUUUGUUACCAGUGACACAUUGCCACAUGUUAUUUCAUAGGUUUACCCACACUAGCCUAGUUUCUUUUGUAUUUUACUUUUCCCAAUGUUUUUGACUUUUGUCACUAUUUAAGAUUACAUUUCCGAUUGCUGUGUACACAUGUGAACAGCUAUUCAGAUGUGAUUUGAAAGGUGACUUGAAAUUGAAAUCAAUAAGCAUGUAAAAAAUUGAUAAACUGUAAAACUUUUUUUGCCAAGAAAAUACAGCAACUUGAGACUUUAUUGCUAAAAAUGUACACAAUCCUAUGAAGGUGCCUCUAGAUACAUGUACAUGUAUGUUUCAUAUUUCCCGUAGUAGACAUGUCUGAGAUCAGAGAGAACCAGACAGCUUGUGCAUAUUAUCAUGUAAUAAAUUGUCAGCACAUCAUGCCACGUGUUGACUUUUCCAUUAAACCAAGAGCUAUCUGGGAGAUGAAAUACGGCUUAUUACCCAGAUCUUCAUUGAUAACAAGCGAGGGCAUUAAACCAACAGCAGUCAGUCCUCUUGCACAACAAACGUACACCUGUUUGCUGCCUGGCGCAGGGAGCACAGGGGCAGUCCUUCACUUGCAGUUGUCUCCAUAGUUGCAUGCAGGGCGUACAUGAAGGUGCAUUCCUGUCCCACAUUUUACACCUGCAUUUCCUCACAGCUGCCUAUCAGACUACUGCACGAUGACUCCUCCCCAAGAGUGAUUCCAUUUCGGGGGGCAGUGAUACCACAACUGUUUUAUCGCACUGCGGUCCAAAGACCGAUUCUUCAUCGGUUCUGUACACAGUCAAAUGGUAUGGGCCUCGGGGUGUAGCACAGUGUGUGAAGCAUUUGCCACUGUACUUGGACGAUUUGGAGGGACGCCACACGGCAUUGAUGUUUAGUUUAGGAAUUUCCAAUGAAAGGUACUCUUAAUCCCACCAAGAAUCUGAGCAACCAAAGCAUAAAUGCCCCACUGACUCGUUGCCGGACAGAAAGACCAUUGACUGCCAUUGAAAGACCUCCCACCGAAGAUGCUGUCUCCUUCAUUAUUUGAUGAUUGCAGCCCAAGUUAUUGAUAUAUCACUGGCGCCAUCAUUAACAUGGAGUUGGGCACCCCUGUGUGGUUCGAUGCGGGUGGGGACUACCCCCUCCCAGGCAGAGUGACAGAGACAUAUGGAGGGGAUACAAAGGGGGUCAAGGUGCAAUGCGUACUGGAUGAGAAGAUGUACACUGUUGCCAAUCCCCAAGAACGUAUCAGAAUACGACAUGACGCAUUGGAGAUCCAGCACAUUGAUGACAUGAUACAGCUCAGAGAUCUCCAUGAAGGAUCCAUUCUCUUCAAUCUCAAGACAAGAUAUGACAAGGGCCUUAUCUACACGUACACGGGAAGCAUAUUGGUUGCUGUCAACCCAUACAAGCUCUUUGACAUCUAUGGCAUUGACACAGUCAAGAAGUAUGAAGGCAAACCACUGGGCCACCUUCUCCCCCACCUGUUUGCCAUGGGGAACAGUGCCUACAUGCGCAUGAUGCAAACCGACAAGAACCAGUGUGUGAUCAUCAGUGGAGAGAGCGGUGCAGGGAAGACGGAGAGUACCAAGCUCAUUAUGCAGUAUCUGGCGGCUGUCAACAAGGCACCCUCAAAUCUUACCACUGAACAGAUUUUGGAGGCCAAUCCUUUGCUGGAAUCCUUUGGCAACGCCAAGACAGUGAGAAAUGACAACUCAAGCCGAUUUGGCAAAUACACAGAAGUCUUCUUCAAGAAGGGAAUCAUCAACGGUGCUAAAACUACAGACUACCUUCUUGAGAAGUCAAGGAUAGUGCACCAGGGUCCAGAGGAGAGGAACUACCAUGUCUUCUAUGAACUGCUGGCAGGUCUGUCCUCCCCGGAGGCAGCAAAGUACGGCCUGCGCACUGCCGAGAGGUAUCAUUUCCUGAACCAGGGGGGCAGCUGUCGCAUUGAGGGGAAAGACGACGGGGAGGACUUCUACCGUCUGGUCUCGGCCAUGGAGGUGCUGCGGUUCAGCCCCUCGGAGCAGGAGGUCAUCUUUGGCAUUUUGGCUGCCAUACUGCACCUGGGCAACGUCAAGAUGAAUGUGGGACAGAACGACUACCUGGUCAUCCAGAAUGAGAAUGAACUCAACCUGGCUGCCAAGUUCCUCCACCUUCGCCUGGAGGAGUUGGAGAGGGCCAUCACAUUCAGACUCACGGAGACAAGAGGAGAGCGUAUCCUCACCCCACGCACCUUGCAGCAAGCCAUAGAGGCAAGGGAUGGAAUCGCCAAGUCUGUGUACUCCUCCCUGUUUUCCUGGCUGGUCAAGAGCAUCAACACCAUCGUGGGUAACGUCGGCACAAUGACUUCCAUUGCCAUCCUUGACAUCUUCGGUUUUGAGGUCUUCCAAACAAACAGCUUUGAGCAGAUGUGCAUCAAUUAUGCAAAUGAGCACCUGCAGUUCUUCUUCAACAAGCACAUCUUUAUGCUGGAGCAGCAAGAGUAUUUGAAGGAGAAGAUUCCCUGGACCAGCAUUGAGUUUAAGGACAACCAGAAGUGCAUUGAUAUGAUCGGCAAGAGACCCUUUGGGAUCAUUCACAUACUGGAUGACGAGAGCAGCUUCCCAAAUAGCUCUGACAAAUCCUUCAUGGACAAGUGUCACUACCAGCACAUGGGUAACACUCACUACAGCCGGGCCAGGGUGUCUUCCUUGCAGUUCAACAUCAAGCACUUUGCCGGGCCGGUGACCUACGACAUUGAGGGAUUCCUGGAGAAGAACAGGGAUAUGCUCAAACCGGAAGUGGUCAACAUGUUCAUCAACAGCCAAUCCCAGCUCAUCUCGGACAUCUUCGUGUCCCUGAGACGGCAGGAGGAGCAGAAGGCAAUGAUGAUGAGCAGCGUGAGAGGGGACAACAGCAUGAGGAAGAUGCGAGCGUCCACCGUAGCGACGCGCUUCAAUGAAUCACUGCUGGAUCUCAUUGGCACCAUGACCAAGUGCAAUCCGUUCUUUGUGCGUUGCAUCAAGCCUAACAACUACAAGUCGCCCAUGGAGUUUGAUGACGAGCUGGUCUUGGAACAGCUUCGCUACUCAGGCAUGCUUGAGACCAUCUCCAUCCGCAAGAUGGGCUUCCCCAUUCGCAUGGGCUUCAAACACUUUGCCAAUAGGUAUCGCUUCCUGAUGGACCCAGUAGCAUUGAGAUCUACCAUCAAGGAAACCUGCCGCACAAUCUUAGCCAAGGCUGAUCAGAGUGAUGGCAAAGAUUAUGUGAUCGGAACAUCAAAGGUAUUCAUGCGCGAGUCCCUGGAGACCUCGCUAGAGCACCAACGCUCCCGCGUCAUCCGACACGCCGCGGUCACCAUCCAGAAGUGGGUGCGGCGCCACCAUGCACAGCGGCGCUACCGCAGGCAGCGGGAAGCCGUAAUCUUGAUCCAGGCCCAGGUCAAAGGCCGGCGGGAGAGGACACGGUAUGUCAAGGCCCGGCGGGGAAUGAUCCUGCUGCAGGCAGUGCACAGGGGCCGUAGGCAGAGGAGACGGUACCUGGAGAUGCUGGCACACCACAAGAAGAUGCUGGCGGAGCGGGCGAGGCUGGACGCAGAAGAGCGGGAGCGGCUGCAGGCGGAUGCCAUCCUGCUGGCCCAGGAGGAGGAACGACUGGCCAAGCGGGCCAACAUCACCCUGCUGGAGAUGCCCAUGGACCUGGCCCUGUGCAUGGAGAAGUUGGCCGACUGGUCCAACCCUCACAGCGAGAGGAACUUGAACAAGACUGUGGGCCAGGUGGCUCACCAAGACUAUGUCUUCAGCUUCCCUCUGGACGUGGAUGAGUACCCACUCUCCAAGUACAUCCAAAUCUAUUUCAAGACUCCCCACUUUGGAGCUGCCAUCGAGCCCAUCAACACCGGCUUCCACAAGCUGAAUGAGAUGGAGGACCAGGAUGCUGUCUCCACCUUCAAGCUCAUCCUACGCUUCACCUUGGAGAAGGGGCUCAGUAAGGACAAGGAGAUGCUCAUCGGCAACUACAUCGUUCAAAAGGGCAUCUCCAACAGGGCCCUACGCGAUGAGAUUUAUAGUCAGCUCUGCAACCAGACCUGGAAAGCUCCAGAAGCCCUAGCCGAGGAGAGGGCCUGGCUACUUAUGGCCAAUUUGAUGAGUGUAUGCCCCCCAUCCAAGAGAUUCUACAAGUAUCUUCUCAAGUAUGUCUCGGACCACGCUUACGACGGCUACAAGUCCUACUGCCACCAGAAGCUGCUGCUGUGCGACACCCAGGCCCUGGAGUUCCUGAUCCCCCGCACCUACCCUCCCUGCUUCCUGGAGUGGAAGGCCAACCGCCAGCGCUGCAACAUGGCACUGGUGGCCGAGCUGGCUGACGGCGAGGAGGUCACGGUCAUGGCCGACUCGUGGAGCACAGGGGAGGACUUCGCCAAGAGUGCUCUCCAGAAAAAGGGAAUCACCAAAGGCUGCUACGGCUGGUCAGUGUACAUGGUGGAGGACAAGACCCGUUCAGAGCUCUCCGGCUUUGACUAUAUCAUGGAUCUCAUCUCAGAGAUAGAGAUCCCGCCCGAGUUCCCCGUCCGAGAGUCACAGUUCCUGGUCUCCUCUGAGACAGUUCAGGACCGAUUUCCACAGAGGAAGCUCAAGGUUGUCCGCAACAAUCUGGCCCAGAUUGACGCUCUUCUGGAGAUGGAUCCUGCCGCUCUCAAUGCCAACAUCCCUCCGCCACCCUCCGGAGCCCCUCCUCCAGUGCCUGCCUCCAAGGCUUCGCCCAGCAAGCUACACAUCCCCUCCUCUGCUCCCCCUCCCUCUGCCAGUGGUGCCUCCCCUGGGGUUGACCUGAGGCAGAAGAGGCCCUCGACGAGUUCCCGUCCGAGGAGUGGGGAGGUUGAGUACUCCACCUCUUUCCUGAACCCGAGAGAGGAGUUGCCAAGGCCUGUCUUCCCUGGAAACAUUCACAUCCCGGAGCCAGACUAUGACUUGCCACCGGAGGAGGACCAGAGGAACAAUGAAUACGACGAUACAGUAGUGCAUCCGUCCAGCCCCAUUCAUCCAACGCUGAACUCAGACGCCAGCGAUAGCGAGAGUGAUCAUAAUCACUACGUGGGGCAGCGCAUCAGGAAUGUGUCUGUGCCCCGCAGUGAAUCCAGAAAUAGGCUCGAUGACUACGUGGACAGAUUGUUCAACCCUGUCUUGGAGAUGAACGGAGGGGCAGACCUCGCCAACGCAGCCAAGUUGAACAAGGCCUUGAGGGGUGGGGGACGAGGCCCCACUCCCACCCCCACACCAGUCUUUGUUCCUCCACCUCCCCCGUUGGCAACAGGUCUUCCAGCUUCGUCCGUGCCUAUGCCAGGCGAACCUCACCAGUCUCCUGUUGCACCUGUUAACUUACCUCCUACUGGUCCAGGACCAAACACACCACCUAAUAUCCCAGCACCUCCUCCACCACCUCCAAUCCCCAAUUUACGUUUCCCUCCCCCUAGAACACCAGCAGCUGCGAACCAACCACCUAAUAUCCCAGCACCUCCUCAGCCAGCUGCAAUCCCUAAAUCACGUCCCCCUCCACCCGGUAACCCAGCAAAUGCCAGUCCGUCGCCUAAUAUCCCAGCACCACCUCCCCCACCUCCAAUUCCCAAAUCAAAUUCCACACCACUUAGUAACCCAGUGAAUGGAAACUUGUCACCGAAAAUCCCACUUCCUUCAAUUCAAUCCUCUGGUGUUCCAAAACCAGCCACCCCAGCACCAAAGGGUCUGGUUCCCGUCUUGACAUCUUCUCAACCAUCUCCUGUCAACCCAGCAUCUGUAAACCUUACAACAAACCCUGCACCAGUUAAACCAGCACCCAAACCAGCAUCUGUAAUCCCAACACCAAACCCAGCGCCCAACCCGGUACCCGUUAUUCCCACGCCCAAGUCAGCACGUGUUAAUCCAGCACCAGAAUCUGGAUCCAUAAACCCAGCAUCCAAAGCAGGAUCCAUGAACCCAGUGCCCAACCCAGCAAACAUUAACUCAGCACCAGUCAACCCUGCACCCAACCCAGCACCUCUUAACUCAAUGCUUGGCAGUCUUGCUCCUACCCUCUCUACACCUGUUACCCUAGCAACCAGUUACCAGGUUCCUAUCAGUCAUUACUCAGCACCUCUUAACCAAGCUUCAUUUGUUUACCCAACAUCUACUAUUAACCAAGGAGCCACUUUUCCACCCCUCACGCCUGGCUUUGCCAACAUCCAGGGAACACCCAUGCAGACCUUUCCACCUACUGCAGUGCCUUCUGCAACAGGUUUACCCUCUGUGGCCACCACUCCGGCCUACACUCCAGGGAUAUUAACCCAGCCCACCCUGCCCACUGUGCCAGCCGUACAGUCGGUACCUCCUGUCUUGCCCCUGGGUGUGCCCGCGGCGGUACCACCUGCCAUGCCGGCUACUAUGCCUUUGACAGUGCCCACGCCAGUUGUGGUGCCACAGCAGCCUUCCUUGUUAGAGGCAGCCAUCCAACAGCAACAAGCAGCACAACACAUGGCUGCUCAGCAAGCAGCCGUACAGCAGGCUGCCGCCCAACAGGCUGCCGCUCAACAAGCAGUAGCGCAGCAAGCCAUUGCCCAGCAAGUCGCAGCGCAGCAAGCGGCAGCACAGCAGGCUGCCGCCCAGCAGGCUGCCGCCCAGCAGGCUGCCGCCCAGCAGGCUGCCGCCCAGCAGGCUGCCGCCCAGCAGGCUGCCGCCCAGCAGGCUGCCGCCCAGCAGGCUGCCGCCCAGCAGGCUGCCGCCCAGCAGGCGGCCGCCCAGCAGGCAGCAGCCCAGCAGGCAGCAGCUGCAGCAGCAGUGCACCAGCAGCAACAACGACAACAGCAAGAGGCCCUCUUACAACAGCAAGCAGUCAUGAACCAGCAGACCAUUGUGGCCCAACAGAUGCAGUUGCAACAGCAGCAGCAAAUGAUACAAGACAUGCAGUCCAAGCUCUCAACUGCUGCACCCACACCUGCCCCUAGUUCCCUGAAGAGUUCCUUAACCAAAUCCCAUGAUGCCCAGGAUCGCUCAUCCAGUGUCGGAAGUCCGCCCCUGUCCCCGCUGAAGAAAAAGAUUCUCCACUUUUCCAGCAAAGUAGUCGACAUCCCAAGAGAGUCUUUUGAUGGGGCCACCACCAGUGAGAUGAAGCCAGAUAGCCCCAUGCAAGCUCCUCCCAUCCCACCGGUCAAGUCCCCCAAGCCAGGCUCUGUGCCACCUCCCCCACCCCUUCCACCCCCACCCCCUUCCCCUCCCUCCGACUCCAACGGGGCCAGGGUCCGGACCCGCAAUGGGAAGGUGGUCCCACUGAAGGACUCCUAUCGGGCCGACACUGUCCGCAUCGGCCGGGUAGUCUGGCCUCCACGGAAGGAGGAGGAGCACCGGUCGUCCGGCGUUCAAAUUGACUGGGACAAGGAUGCUGUGGCAGCGGACGCAGGCCAGCUCGAUGAGGAUAUCAUCAGCAGGAACUACCAGCCCACCAGUGAGAUCAAGAAAGCUAUCCAGGCCGCCCACAAUUCCAAAGGGGCCCCUCAGGAGGCCUCACUAGAAACGCUCAUCAGUGCCCGAGCGAGGCGGCUCCAGGGCAAAUUUGACGACAGCACCCCUAAGCCAAUGCCCCCCCUGCCACCCCCACCAUUGAAAUCCGCACUCAAGGCACCUCCUCCUGCCAGGCAGAAGAAACUGAGUCCACAACCCUCCCCCAGCAAGCUCAAGAUGGAAGAUGUGCAUGCGGAGGCCAUGGCCAAGAUACGUGCAAGGAAGGCCACCCUAGAGCGGCAGAGCCCCAAGGGUCUGCCUCCCGUGACCAAAGCACCGCCACCCCCAGUCACUCCAUCCAGCUCCCCUACCCGAGCACCCCCAGCACCCCCAAUUCCCCCAGCUGCCCCAAUUACCCCAGCUUCCCCAGGUCCUAUAGUACCUCCACCGCCCCCUCCACCCAUAUCAACCAUUCCGUCCAUCCGAGCCAAGGCAGAGGCCUUCCAACAGUCACAACCUGUCACGCGAUCAGAGAGCAAACGGGAUGUUCCCAAGAGGAUCCUACCCAAGAAGCAGGAAGCACACAAUGAGGCAAUGCACAUCUUGAAAUCCCAUGGCCAUCGUGUCCGGACCAAUACUGACCACUGGCAGGCAUUCCAACAUUUCAAGAUAAGUGACAAAACGAUGGAUGAAGUUGUGGUUCCCCUCAUGUCAUCCGAGGACAUGGAGAAGCUGGAGUCACCCCACACCAAGGCCUUUGCCUCCAUCCCUGAUGUCUUCUACACGUACAACCGAGUGCGCUGGCAUCUGCACAUCCGCAAGGAGGUGUUCACACCUGGGGAGAGACUGGAUAACCCCAUGGCCCAGCAGCUUGUCUUCUAUCAGAUAGUCACCGACACAUUCAGUAAGAGUUGCAUCCGUAUGAGUAUGGAAGAGAAACGACAAGUCCGAGCAGUACUGGAUACCCAUGGUGUCAAUCCGCAAAAUGCAGCUCAGAAAACCAAAAUGCGCAAGGACGUCAUUGAACUGGUUCGCAAAUUCCCCAUCUACUUCUCCAGGUUUUUUCCUGUGACGGGGGGCAGAAAGAAUCCCCGUGUGGAGAUUCUAGGGGUCUCAGAGAAUGGCAUCAGUUUGGUCAAGCGUGAAUAUGACCAGACCAAAGACCAGCUGACCCUGCUGGACCACUUCAGCUUCUCUGACAUCAAGCAGAUUGAGGUGACUGCCGUGGGUACCAUCAAGAUCACUCUGACUAACGACAGAGUCAUAUCCCUGUUUACUUACAGGGCCCAGCUGAUCAAGAGCAUGAUCGAAGCCUACAUCAUCGACCUCGAAAGGGACUCCCAGUAUGUGAGAGCAAUCCAGGACUACAUCACCAGAGAGUCUACCCUGCUGAGUUUUAGGAAAGGUGACAUCAUCAAGCUGAAUAACAAGCACCCUGCUGCUGGCUCAGAUUGGCUGUUUGGCAUGCUGGAUGGACGCACUGGCUUCUUCCCAAAAGAAAGUGUUAUUCCAGCCCCGGGACCUGAAUCACGGAAUCUUUUGGUCAGAAGAGGAAUUGCUGCUGAUUUAGUUAUCAGUGCCCAGGAAGAGCCCAAGAGGCAGAAGCAAGGGGAACUACCCCCAUCACCCGCCAAGCCACAGGAGAGACAACCAACUCAGGAGGAAAUGACCCGCUUUUCCAUGGUGGAAUUUGCUUCCAAGUACUUCAGGGAAUACCCCAACAAGUAUGUCAUGCAGAGGAAGGAAGAUGGCUCAAUCAGAGGUUCUCUCAAGUUCAUGGGUAACUUCAAGAGGUCCCGCAAGAAGAACUCCAAGAAGAAGCCUGACCCGGUGGAGGACGUGCAGGAUUACAGUCAGUACCUGGACGCCGUGUCCUUCACCAACUCUCCCAUACAGGCCUCCCUGCUUGAGUUCCCUCAGUUGGCCAUCAACAAGCUGGCUCUGGAGUGCUUCGUUGCUCUGAUGCAGGUCAUGGGUGACUACCCUCUGAACACUAAACAAGAUGUUCCACUUCAGCAGGCACUCUAUGAGAAAGUGGUCUUCAUUCUCAAGGCAUGCUUCAGUCACCGUGAGAUAUGUGAUGAGGUUUAUUGUCACGUCAUCAAACAAACAACCAGAAACACAAGCUCAAAGAAGUUGAGCCAACUCCAUGGCUGGCGUUUCUUUGUCCUGCUCACGGCCAUCUUUCAGUGUUCGCCCACCCUCAAGCCCUACCUGUUCCAAUACCUAAGCAUGGUGACCCAGACGGCCGAGUUCCAGUACGGCGGCAUUGCUGGGGUCUGUCUAUUUAACCUGCGUAAGACCUUCAGGCAUGGGGGUAGGCGCCUGUUGCCGGGACCAGAAGAGGUGGAGAAUCUCCUGGCUGGGCGCAUGGUCCGGCGUCAACAGAUUCACCUACCGGGCAACAUGCGCACCAUGGUCAAAGUGUCCACCAGUUCAGUGGUUCUGGAUCUCCUAGAGGAGCUGUGCACCGAGAUGGGCAUACAGCAACCAGCCGUGAUUGAAGAGUUUGGCCUCUUUGGGCUGGUUCCACAGAAGAACAAAGUAGUGCCCUUGCAGCUGUCUGACUACAUGAUGGAUGUGACCACUCACUUUGAUAAUCAGGACUUUGAGUACGCUUUUCUCUUCAAGAAGGUGGUGUGGUACCAACCGAUGAGCGUCAGCAAUGAGUUUGCCUCAGCCAUCAUCUACAACCAGGUCUUACCCAAUUACCAGAACGGUCAUCUGGUUAUCUUGGAAUUCAACACCCUGACUGAACAGCAGAAGACUAAGAUUGUUAGGCUGGCUGUUCUCAUGCACAGGGCAGCCGACAAAGUCCAGAUACCAACAAUGAAGGAUCUCCCUAACCUGGUGCCGGCCGGUGUCAUCAACCACAUGACCAACCAGCAGUGGUUGAACCUGAUCCAUGGUGAGCUCCCCCUCUUGGAAUCGAUGAGUCCCCACAUGGCCCGGACAGAGUUCAUCAACACCAUCAUGAAAUGGCGGCUGUUCGGUUCCACUUUCUUUGAUGUUGUGCAUGUCUCUGACUCCCGCGUGGGCGGAGGAUGCCUGCUUGCCGUCAACAGGAGGGGAGUACACUUCUUGCACCCCCAGUCCCAUGAAACACUGGUGUCUCAUGGGUUUGAUGAGGUGGUCUCCUCACGUUACCUGAAAGGGAAUGACGGAAGACAGUAUGUGGACCUUAAAUGCGGCAACUUGAUGGUUCAGAAAGUGACCAGGAUUCAGACUAACCAAUGUACUGAGAUAAUCAACGUCAUUGGUCAACAUAUCCAGUCGGAGAUUGCUGCCAAAUCCCAGCAAAAUCAGUCUGACAACAUCGCUGAUUUCAACAACAUCAGAUCCCCAACGUAUCCCCCUAGCCAGGGCCAGGAGAGCCCCAACAAUCCCGCCAAGCGAUGGGGCGGGGUGGCCAUGCCCAUCCAGUCAGCUAACGUGAUACGAUCCCCGAGUGCGUUGUCUGAUCGCAACCGGGCGGCCUCACCCCGUCGUGAGCCAGAGCGCCGACCUUCCCCAACAUCAUCAUUUGAUGAUGCCACCGUGCCAGAGACACGCCCAUUGUCCUGGAGGCAGCAGGAGUCGCCCUCUCCGUCAGACGGGCCCACCCACAACAGAGUAAGGCAGCUGGAUUCCAACUGGCUGUUGGCUCCCAAGGGUGCUGAGAGAGGUCACGCCCGGGUACCGUCCUGGGACAGGUCCACCGGCAGUGCCCGUGACUCCCUGGAGGGGGAUCCGCCUCCUCGCUCCCCUGUCGCACCCCUCUCGUCGGAGAGCAUCUUGAAGAUGGGGAUUCCACGAUCUGCCACCUCGAGACAAACAGCAAACAAGGGGGCACCUACAGCCAAAAAUGGAGCUAUCAGCAAUGGCAACAUUCGGAGCAAUCGGAUGGGCAGAGGAGCAGUGCCUGGUGUUUACUCAGGGAGGAAGUAAGUAAUGGUUGCCACGGUGAUAGUACUGAUCAACAUGGUGAUAGCAUCAUCAUCAAAGCAAGAGGAUUAGUGAGGUAAAAUGGGAAACUGAUUCUAAUGGAGAUUAGAAAUGAUGCUGCUUUCACACUUAUUACAUUUGUAUGAUCCCUUGAUUUACUCUGCCUGGGUUCAUUUUGUUGUUUGUGUCUCUUUGUGUACUCCUUGAGCGUGACUCCUUGGGCCUGACUCCUUUCUACAUUUGAUCGCUUUGGAAGGCAUCAGUGUAGACCAUGUGAAGAUUGACUGACAGAUUAAAAGAUUGCCUGAUGCAUAUCCCACAUUGUGGGAUUCGUGGGCGCAAGUGGUUUGCAUGCCCAUGGCUUUAAGUAAGCACAAUUCAUAGAGAUGUGAAUGCGUGAAAACCCUCUUUGCAUGGAAGCUGGCUUGGGAGUUUGCAUGUGUGCAAGUAGUCUCCCUUUUUCACUGUUCAGGGAGUUAUUUGUAUUCAAAGUUCAUAGGGUGGGAGGUAUGGCAGUGUUUGUAACAGCAUUUUACUUGUUAGCUCGUUGUUAACAAUCACAAUCAAUGACAGGCUUUGCCUUUAUACCGGCAUAUGUUCAUAAACACUGUAUACUCAGUGCUGGGAUACUGUACUCACUGUAUACUCAGUGCUUGUCUAAUGAAAAAAUCACAAGUCCACUCGGGUGGGACUCGAACCCACGACCUCCUGCUCACAGGCAAACCCGUAAUUAAAGUAAACAUCUCCUGAUGCAAAGUACAUCUUGAAACAGCCUAAUGUCUUUUGAGUUUUCAAGCUUGCAUGAAUUCACCUCGGGUGGUCACGAUCAUUUCCAUGUCUUAAAGGCUGGAAUGAUUAGAAGAUUCUUUUAUAUUAUAAGCAUUUGCAUCUGCAACAUGAAUUCUUUGGUCACUUUUGUUCCUCGUUAAUAAUUCCUCUGUUCAGAAUUGAAGGCUAGGUGAUAAUGCCAAUUGUGGGUAAUUGUUCUUUGAGUUGCAGGAUAAAUUUUUCAAAAACAGUACUUAAAAGAUAGCAAAAAGCGAGAGCUGUAAUUCAUUACUUAUUGAGGAUUUCUUAAGAUGUAGAUGCUUCUAUGUUUAUCUUAUUAGGUCCCCUUGAGGUGAUGUGGAGACUUAUAGAUUGGGUAUGCUUAACACAGGCUGAGAACUAUUAAAUUGGAAAAACAAAAAAUUCCCUUGAUUUUUAUUGUGUCACCAUAAUGAGCUUGUUCUGCUCUGAUAAAUCUGGAAUGUCUGAGGCAUACAGCUGUAGUCAAACGUUCCAUUCAUAUCUGCUUUUUUAAUUGACAGACUCAGUAAUUCAAAACUGCCUAAUAUGCUGUCAUUCUUAUUAGCUUUGAAAGAGAAGUGUUUAAAUGUGAAAAAUUACAUUACAUAAAAUGGAUUAUAUUUUUGCUGAUGUGAAUUCACGAAAUGGUUGUGCCAAAUAUUAUAUAUGUAGGACCAAGCCUUACUUGUAGAAAACAGACACGUGUGUGUAUUGAUAUGGCACUUUGAGCUAUUUUAUUUAGUUCCAUAUGCUAAAGCAAUGUGUGAUUGACUUCUUAAUAUUAAUGAUAUUUGUAUUCAACUGUGACAUGCAAGUUAUUUAAAAAAGCACUUGUGUAGAUGUAAAUAAACUAUGAAGAAUUUAUUUGUUGAUGGUUUGAUUUUGUAAACUGCCAAUUGAUGUAUACAGCUCAUGUACGGUUUCUUGUGUAUUAAAUUAAUCGGCAUGGUCAUUUUCAAACCAUAAGUUUGAAAUCAUCAUAGUUGUGGAGAGAACGUAUUUUAAGAUUUUGAGGAAAAAAAUUAUUAGUUAUACGUUGAGGCUUAUAAGUACAUGAAUGGAGUGCACGUGUACGUACGUUUUUGCCUUUUAUGCAAAUGCGUAUUAGCUACUUGUAAGCAAAUGAUUUCACUAUUCUUUAGGUGCUGCAAAUGGAACAGGUUUCGUUUUUGUAACUGAGAAUUUGUUUAUUCAAGGGAAAAAAUCUAAAAUCUCCCAAUACCCACCUGCUAAUGCUUUUAUUUGAAAUCAGGUCGUUCGUGUUCUGACAGAGAUAGCCUUGUGUAGCCAGUAAUGGCGAGGAGUCCAGAGGGAUAUAAUGUCUCAAAGCCUGAGAUAAACUUCUUUGGAGUCCAGUUGCACAGUAUUGGCAUACCUUCGUUGUUAGAGGUACGCAAAGUACUGUGUUAAUUGAACAUGCCCCAAGCAUUGCAAUGGGCUGCUGAAAGAAUGAGCCAGUUCAGUAUUCCCCCAAUAAAGGUCAUCAAGAACAAAGCACCUGAUGAUGUCACACCAGUUUACUGUCCAACCUGUUCAGUUCAUGUGAGCUAGCAUAUUGGGCCACUCUGAUUGGGGUUGAUCUUGCAUGUGUGUUAAUGUUCUCCAGUGACCUUUGACAUGCUUUCUUUUUGAGUGUGUGCUGCUGUAAUAACGCUGGCUCAUUCUGAGGAAAAAGACUGCCCAACCUCCCCACCCAGUCAAACUCUUCUUCUUAAGGCACUGCCACCAAUUUCCUGCAAUAUCUACUGGCAGUUUGGUUCUUUUUAUUAUUUCUGGCUUUGUCGAGAUAGGUGUGCUUGUCAGAAACAAUGCUCGCUUCUGCAUGAUGUUAAAUGGCAAGGCUUUUGAAAAUUUGAGUAGGAUAUAUCCAAUCAUGUCGGAAAAUGUACUAACAUUGCUUGUUUAACUUUAUUUUUGUACAAAUUGAAAUCAGUACUUUGAUAACUGUAAAAAAAAGAGAGGGGUCAUUUAACAUGUUUUACAUGAAUUGCCGAAUCUUUAAGUUGAUUGAAAUUUUUUUACUUCUUAUGCCCGUCAAUUCAAGCCAAGAAAAAUGUUAAUAGUAAUACAUGCCUUUUGAAAAUAAUGCGUCUUUGAACUUCCUCUGUAUUUAAAACUCCAUAACAUUAAUGUAGAGCUUUCUAAGCAGUGCUCAUGUAUGUGCAUGUCGUACAAAUUAUCUAUCAAAAAAAAGACGAUCGUGUAUAUAUCUGUUUGAAUCUUCAAAUUUUAAGUCAUGUUUCAUAAAGCAUUUUUGGUCAUAUUUUUUAUUAAAUCAAUCACAGAAACUUUUAAUCAAAGUUGGAGUUACUUUGUUUAUCAAGUCACAAGCACCAUGAUAAACAAUACUUGAAGUGUAACAAGGAUGUUUCAGUCCAGACUGUUUAAGAUGUUACAAAGUGCAUGAGAUCUUAAAGGAUUUUGCCAGACUCAAGAAGGUAAAGUACGCCACUGUGGGUUGACUUUGGGCUCAGCGCCCCUUGGAAGUUGACUGAUGCUUGGUCCUGGCAGAGUGCUUGAUGUGAGAGGAUAUGGGAAGAUUCUUGGUACAGACUUAUCCACUGAGUUAGGAUAUAGCAUUGGUAGUUGAUGUACUCAGAGACACUUAAAUGUUUAUACUCUUACAAUUCUGCCAGUUGUGGAAGAGGUUGAUUGCAGCCAAUCAUCAAGAGAUCAUUCAGUUCCUCUGACAUGAAUCAAUGUAUUCCUUUAGAAAGCAAGCAGGACUGCCAUUUUGCCAUUAAAGUAUAUCCCACAUUUUGAUUUGAAAGCUUAAGGUAUGACAAUGUACUUCCGUAACAUUGAUACACAAUUAUCAAAUAUGUUGCAAAGGUACGAGUGCAUAUUGUAGUUUGUUACACGUAUUGGAACCCUUGUUUCAUAGUGCUUUUCUCUCCAGGAUUUUAGUUUCAAUGGGUAUCCUGCAUGCAUAUAUAUGUAAAGUUAAAAAAAGGAAUUAAUUUGGCAAGUAAAUUAUUUUAAUCAUUUGUAUUUUAUUAUAGAAUUGGUGAUUUGUUAAUUUUUAUAAAUCAGUUCUAUAAAAUUUCAUAUAAAUUUGAUAUUUUUGUAAUAAAUUAUUGAUCUGAGAUUUGCAA
Molecule: messenger RNA, 17722 nt
Organism: Acanthaster planci (crown-of-thorns starfish)
Lineage: Eukaryota; Metazoa; Echinodermata; Asteroidea; Valvatida; Acanthasteridae
Product: unconventional myosin-XV-like
Cellular component (GO): myosin complex; cytoskeleton
Molecular function (GO): cytoskeletal motor activity; ATP binding; protein binding
Source: RefSeq, a predicted model, not a curated record